UCCAGCACUGGUAGCCCACUCACUCUGACAAAUAUGUCUUGAGUGUAUGUGUGUGUGUGCGUGUGCGUGUAUUUCAGGCCUAUGUCAGGCCCAACUGGGUAACUUUCUGGGGCCAAACGUUGCCAUGGCCCCUGUAUUAUAUUGAGGGGCUAGAAGUAUUACAAUGAACUAAAAAGCACACUGCAUAGAUGGGAGCAGAAUUAUGAUUAGGCACAACUUUAUUAAGGUUUAGCUACCAUGUGAGAACAAUAUACAAUUAUUUAAGAUACUAUAAUCUAAGUGGAUUUUUGGGGGCCCUAUGCAAGACAGGGCCACAUGAUUAUGUCAUAAUGCAGGAGUGAACCCGCUUGGUCAAGUCGUGUCGAUAGGUGCAAAAAACAGUUUUGAAAAUGAUUGUUGUUACUUUUAUUUUUUUUUACAUUUGAAGCUUUCUCCUUUUAUUUAGGAGGUUCUGCCUUUAACUUCCUUUCCUUUUUACUGUUGCGUUCCUCCAUAGCAGCGCCACCUGUGGGCCGCUGAUGUCCUUUGUCAAAUCAUCAUUGAAGAGGUUACAGAGGCAGGAGGGUAUACGACCAGCGGAGAUUUGAAACCUAUUUGAGUCUGUAAUGCAGAGAGCAGAAAGCUUCAUUUAGACUCGAUAGAGGACAGCAAAGAGACAUUAGUCGAAACAUCGCUAAAGACUCGGAGAUGGGACAAACACAUUUGCUGUUGGCCGCAAAUCGCCAUGAAGCCAGCUUCGUAUUGCCAGUGCGCUUUCGAUUCCCUGCAGCCUGCAGCACAGCUCGGACCGUUUAAUUUAAACGGCUUCAGGGAACUGAUCUACGCUGACUGACAGUCCUGAUAUUUCCAUCUGGACCGGGUGAUAUGAGAGGCUCCAAGAGAUGGUGAUGGAGCUCCAGGAGUUGGGCUGGCUGUGUCUGGUGGGUCUCUUUCUGACCUCCUUGCUCAUUGUGCUGGGAUGGCUGUUACAGUACUUGCUGGCCGUACUGCGGCUGUGGAGAUCCAGGAAGACAGUCAAGCAGGACAGUAGAGGAACAGCCUGGCAGCAGCUCUCAUUCACACAGCCUAACCAGAGCCAGGCUGGAGGUGUGUGGGGCUUCCUGCUGAAGCUCCGCUCGGGCCGAGAUGGAGGUCCUGAAUCUGAGGCAGGGGUUAAAGGCUUGUUGACCUCUCUGUUCUCCUUCAAAUCCUUCAAGGAGCACUGGCAGAGAACCUGGGUCAAAGCUCUGAAUGAGCAAGCUUGCAGGCAUGGGAGCUCCAUCCAGAUCACUUUUGACAGCAAUCUCCAGUUAACUACUGCCUCUGCAAUAGAUAGCGUGACCUGCACUGACCAAGCAGCACACCGAAUGGUUUUACACUGUAAAUGUUGGGUGGACACAGUGACGUUUCCUGUGACGGUCACACAGCAAUCGCCAGCUGCCGUUUCCAUGGACACCUUUCAGAUCACUAUAGCACCUAUGGAGGCAAAGGUGGUGGUGUGCCUGGAGGAGGUGGAGGACGAGGGUCUGCUGAUAUCCUGGACUCUUUCUAAGCAGCCAUCAUUUACUCUGACAGUGUCUCCAUGCAAGCUGCAGAGACAAGGCAGUGAGUGUGGGGUAGACUUGGACAUGAUUAAGGGCCUGAUAGAGGAUACUCUGUUCAGCACUCAGCCAGCCAUGGUCCUCAACCUCAAGUCUUGUGCACCCAGUCCUUUGGCUCCCAUGGACCAUCUAUCAGUGGGAUUGAACUCUGUACCCCAGAGUGUCUUGGUGAGACGACUAUUGCUCCGGCAGCUCAGGGCGACCUUAAGUAAAGGUCAGUGGUCUAAAUCAGGGGAGCUGUGCUGUGUGCUGAGCCUGGACCAACCCCCCACAGAGAGGACAACCCGCUUCCUGUCUGUGCCCAGCAACCCCGACGCCUCAGUGGAAUGGAGUGAAGAAAUCACUCUGGAGCUGGGCCUCGAGACCAAAGAGCUGAGAAUAAGACUUCUGGAGCGGAAUGGCAAAAGGGAACAAUUCCUGCCCGGCCAUGCCUCCAUCGCCUUGGACCUCCGGUGCAAAGUUCCCACUGGACAACAUACACUGUCAAUAAGUCACGGCCUCGGCUUGGCCCCAAACGCUACCAUCACAGCAGAGCUGCUGUAUGUGGAAACAGAGGAGCCGCGCAGCGCCCACAAUGCUUUGCCACUUCGUUCCUCCCUCACCCCCACCAAGAAAGUCGACGUGGACCGAACCAUCAUGCCAGAUGGGACCAUUGUCACCACUGUCACGACCAUCCAGUCUCGACUGAAACUGGACCGCAGUCCAGGUGAUUCCCCUUUGCGUUCGCCGUCCAAAGUGGAGGUGACUGAGAAGAAACCCACCAUCCUGUCAGACGGCAGAAGCAGCACCAGCCCCAACCUCAGCAAGAGCAGCCGCCUCUCUAAUGGCCUGGAUCCCGUUGCAGAGACGGCCAUCCGGCAGCUGACGGAGUCCUCCUCCAAAGUAGCACGGAAGACACCAACUAAGAGGAGCACGCUGAUCAUCUCGGGCGUGUCAAAGCAGGUUCCGCUCUCAGAAGAUGACUGCGUGUUGUCGAGCGGCUACGCUGCAGCCAUGGACGCAGCCAUGCAUGGCAACCAUUAUAGGACGGGGCACCACCAGGACCCAGAUGAAACCACACCCUCCGACGUGUCGGAGCGUCCCUCUGUGGAUGAUGUGGAAUCAGAUACUGGUUCCACUGGUGCCUUGGAAACCCGCAGCCUCAAGGACCAUAAAGUGGGCUUUCUACAGAGUGGGACGAAGCUGUUGUUCCGCAGAAGACAUCGAGAAAAAACGUCCUGCCUCAGCCAAUCCCACGAAGACAUCUCCAACAUGGGCAAUAACUUUGCUGCCGCUGCAUCCAUCAGCCGCAAAAAGUCCGGCAGUUUCUCUCGGCGUCUCAUCAAACGCUUCUCCUUCCGCUCAUCAGGCAAAUCAAAAGGCAAAGCUACCAACGGAGGAGCAAGCUCACUGGAUAACUGAUCGUUGUAAGGGCAAGAGGCCGGUCAUCCUGACCUAAGCAUUGUUUUAGAGCUUCUGUUGUUACUAUUAUUACUGUCAGAAGAUCAACUAAACCGUGCAAGAAUCCAGUCUUUGACAGGCUGAACACCCCAGGUGGGUUGUCACCUGUACAUCUUUAAAAGAGGAUACCUCUGGGAGGGCUUUCCUCUGAAGAGAAAUGAUUGCACCUUCAGGACAAAAGUCAUGUUUAAUCACAUCACUGAAGUUGAAUUGUGAUUAUUAAAUCUCUUUCUUUCGAGUAAAACUUUGCUGCUCAGUAAGGAGAAGGUCAAAGUCAAAAGGAAACGUCUUAUGACCUGUUUGAACACAAACUAUAGUAUGAGUGUUUGAUUGUGAUCGAUGGUGAAAAUGCUUUCGAACUAUUUAUUGACAUAAAAUGUGAAUAUGAGGCUAUUGGUUUCACUUCGGACAGUUUUUUCAAAGCAUGUGUAAAAUUCCAGGGUUGUACAAUUGUGAAUUACUUUGUUGUUCUCAAGUGCUAUUUAUUUUACCCCCAAAACAACUCAUCAUAGUUGCAUUACACUGUAAAAUAUAUGAAUUGCUGUGUUUUUCUCCAUGCAAAUGUAAUUUUCAACACAUAGUUUUAAGUAAGUUAACAAAAAUCAGUCUUGAUCUAGCACUUCAUUCAUAAUUGCUUAUAUAUUGGUUUUAGAUUGUUGUAUCUUAUAAACGAAGCAGGGAAGGUAAUAUAUCUAUUGUACUUUUUUAUUUUAUAAAAGGUACUUUAUGUGGAAUAUAAUAAUGCAUUUCAGUUUGCUUUUGAAACCUCAACCAGCCAGGAUCUCUGGCAGACUCUUUAAGCUGGGCAAUAAGUUGAAACUUAAAAAAAAAAAGGUCCUGCUCUCCUUGUUGUUCCUUUUGACUCCAACUGGGUCGAAAGUGCAAACACUUGAUAGAGACUUCAGUUGAUGCUCAUGUGGACAUUUUAUUAUUCCAAUAACUAGCUAUACUGUGCAGUAAAACUACAUAUAUUGUACAAAAUGCCUCACAUGGGUUGCAGGCAAAAUCAAACAUUCAGGAGCAUUAUCAUAAUACAGUUUUUUGGAAAUAAAUGUAAUCCUUACAUGAGUGACUAUACUACAACAGUUCUGCAGUUUAGACUGGAAAAAUGGAACUCGGAGGUCUCGGGGAAGGUUUCAGACAUGGUCUACUGAUGGAUUGCCAGCAACAAGAUUGUCAAAGUGUAUGACAAGGAGAUGGGUGGUGUGGACGUACUCAGGGCUAGAAAUGAAACUGCUACUAGCAACAAGAGAUAAGAGAAAACCUGCUGCAGCCUUCAAAGGCAUACAGAACCAGUAUGUAAAAAAUGUACAUAGGCCUACAUUUUUGGCCAUUUGUGUUCUGUCAGAGUAAAUCAGAAAUCUUUUAACUGACUGAAUUCAUUAUGGAACUGCAGAACAACCAUAUGAAAUGAUUUUAAUACCAUUUUUCAGGGUAAUUUGCAUUAAUAAAAAAUAUAACUAUUAAAAGGUAUUACAGAGACUAAAUCACUACUGUUAAACUACCAUGUGCAGUGCUUUACAAAACUACAACCAAUUGAAAACGCUGAAAAACUGAACCAAGCCACUUCACUGUGUAAAGGCACAUAUUUUGUCUGGAAGGUGAAAUGGCAAACGGCUGCACAAUUUAAGAUAUGUAUGAUUUCUGUUGUUGUUAUAUUUGAGAUGUUUAAUUUAUUGCCAAUAAAUUAUUUUUUGCUGCAUCACUA
Messenger RNA from Etheostoma spectabile (orangethroat darter), 4728 nucleotides. RefSeq names its product c2cd2 like (gene c2cd2l). Gene Ontology annotation, cellular component: cytoplasmic side of apical plasma membrane. Gene Ontology annotation, molecular function: phosphatidylinositol transfer activity; phosphatidylinositol binding. The record is from RefSeq and is a predicted model, not a curated record. Gene Ontology annotation, biological process: positive regulation of insulin secretion involved in cellular response to glucose stimulus. Lineage: Eukaryota; Metazoa; Chordata; Actinopteri; Perciformes; Percidae.